This is a messenger RNA of Rhagoletis pomonella (apple maggot), 2570 nucleotides long. Its product is annotated as unconventional myosin-Vb-like. The record is from RefSeq and is a predicted model, not a curated record. Gene Ontology annotation, molecular function: ATP binding; actin filament binding; cytoskeletal motor activity. NCBI's taxonomy places the organism in Eukaryota, Metazoa, Arthropoda, Insecta, Diptera, Tephritidae. The coding region runs from base 146 to 2308 and encodes 720 amino acids. The transcript has 3 exons. Gene Ontology annotation, biological process: actin filament organization; vesicle transport along actin filament. Gene Ontology annotation, cellular component: myosin complex; cytoplasm; actin cytoskeleton.
CCUCGAAGUGGACGUCAAAGGCGAAGCAGAACUGAACUCCGUCGCAAGUCUGCUGGGCGUGCCACCAGCUGCACUCUUCCGCGGGCUCACCACUCGCACUCACAACGCACGCGGCCAGUUGGUUAAAUCUGUCUGCGACGCCAAUAUGUCCAACAUGACACGCGAUUGUCUCGCGAAAGCCUUAUACUGUCGCACUGUGGCCACCAUUGUCAGACGCGCCAACAGCCUCAAGCGUCUGGGCUCCACCUUGGGCACACUUAGCUCCGAUUCCAAUGAAUCUGUACACAAUCAAGCGGACGUUGCAUCGCAGCAUGCCUCUACGAUUGGCGGCAACUCUGGUUCCAAAUCAAUGGCUGCCUUAAAUAAUGCUGUUCGCCAUGCCACUGACGGUUUCAUUGGCAUUCUGGAUAUGUUCGGCUUUGAAGAACCAUCACAUGCACAGCUGGAGCACCUGUGCAUCAAUCUUUGCGCUGAAACUAUGCAGCACUUCUACAACACGCACAUUUUCAAGUCUUCAGUGGAGUCGUGCCGCGAUGAGGGCAUAGUCUGCGAUGCCGAAGUCGACUAUGUGGACAAUGUGCCUUGCAUUGACCUCAUAUCCUCGCUACGCACCGGUCUAUUGAGCAUGUUGGACGCUGAAUGCUCCAUCCGCGGCACAGCCGAGAGCUAUGUGGCCAAGAUUAAGGUGCAACACCGCAACUCCACGCGUUUGGAGACCAAACACUCGAGCGAACCCUACGAUCCGCGCGUAUUUAUGAUUCGCCACUUUGCCGGGCGCGUGGAGUAUGACACCACCGAUUUUCUCGACACAAAUCGCGAUGUGGUGCGCGACGACUUGGUUGCCGUCUUCUAUAAGCACACCUGCAAUUUUGGCUUUGCCACACAUCUAUUCGGUUCCGAAUUGAAGGCGCUGUAUGCCCUACAGAAUGUGCCACGCGGUCUGAGCUUCCGCAUUUCGCCCACAUCACACACAGAUCUGCUGAAUGGCGACGAGCCGGUCUCUACACUCACACAAGACUUUCACACACGCUUGGAUAAUCUGCUGCGCACGCUGGUGCAUGCGCGUCCACAUUUUGUGCGUUGCAUACGCAGCAAUGCCAACGAGACGGCCGGCUGUUUUGAGCGUAAAAUGGUCGUGCGACAAAUACGUUCGUUGCAGGUGCUGGAGACGGUAAAUCUUAUGGCUUCAGGUUUUCCGCAUCGCAUGCGCUUUAAGCAAUUCAAUGCGCGUUAUGUUGCCAUGUUGGCGCCAUUCCGGCUGCAUCGCCGUGGUGAGGAUAAAGCAAUGGAGGAUUGUAAUCUAAUACUCGAGUAUGCCAUGGAAAAUCCACCAGUAUUGGAUGGUUCGGUCACUCUGGCAUGGGCGCCGGGCAAGCGGCACGUCUUCCUCAGCGAAGGUAUGCGUCAGCACUUGGAGCAUCUGCGUGCCGAAAUACGCACAAAGAGUGCUACGCUGAUACAGGCCACCUGGCGUGGUUGGCAGUGGCGCAAGAAGAUGGGCGGCGGGAAACGAACGCGGGUCGGCGGCGGCAAUAGUGUCAUGCCUAUUCUGCCAGCUGUAACCACAACGAAGCUAACAAAAUUGUUGCCCAACAGCGGCGCGAAUUCACUGCCGCGCUUGUCAGCUAAAUCCACAAAUCUGAUGGGCACCGUAACGCGUCCACGACCACAACCAAUCGCCGGCACACCACCGCCAGAUCCAAAUGAGAAAUGCGAUACAAAGAUAAUCCAGCAAACUUGUAGUCUUUUCGGAUUAGAUUUGGAGCGCCCACCACCAGUACCACCAUCGCGUGCCUAUACCAUUGCUGGCAGCUUGAAGCUUAGCUAUCCGCAGAGCCGCAUCAUGAAAAUGAAUUUCCCCGAGGAUCCACCCAUCGUUAAUCCGGCCGAACAAAUGCAGCAACAGUUGAAGAAGGGCGAAGCUGUCAGUGUGGUUGGAGCGUCGACGUGUCGUGGACACUUGAUUGUCGAGCACAAAGGUCAGAGCUAUCACGUACCGUUUCAGUAUAUGGAGUUGUUGCGUCCAUCAGCUGGUGCAGCUGGUGCAGCUGCUGCUGUUGCUGCUGUUGCUGCUGCUGCUGGCGGGGUGACCAGUAAUCCAAAUAACGCUGCAAGUGUCAACAGCAACAACAACAACAACACUAAUAGCAAUAGCAACAACAUUGCCAAUAAGAAUAGUAGUAGCAGUACGGGCAAUUUGGCCAACAAUUGCAAUGGCAACAACAACAAUAUUGGUUUAAACAAUGGGAAUAACAGCAGUGCUAGCAACAACAACAAUGCAAACACUCCGACAGCUGUGAAUAUUUGAAGAGUGUCCAGGCGAGCAGUGUGAGUGCGGAGUGAAAAACGCUGGCUAAUUGUUGAGCGCGACAGGUGCGCGACUGCAGCCACAAUAACAAAUCAGUGUGGCUUCCGUUGCAGGGAUGAGUUUGCAGCCCGAAUGUUUCCGUUGGAAAACAUCGAGGCCUUCAUUUGGAUUUCUUUUUUCACACAAAGACUGUAAAUAGUUAUUAUAGUUACUCGUUCAUAUUUGCGGCAAGCAACGAACGUACAUAUAUUAAAGUAGAUAU